AUGUGGUUAGUGAGGCCAGGAAAAAUGUGGGUCCAGCUACAGCAAAUUAAGCAUAGCAAGGAAAGUUGUAAAUCAGCUGAUGGUGCCGGCGGUGGAGGGGCGCGGAACGUGGUACGGGCGGCCAAGGACGCUGGCGGAGUGCGGCGGGUGGUGGUCACCUUGUCCAUCUCGGCCAUGGUGCCCAGCCCCGGGUGGCCCUCCGGCGAGGUCCUCGACGAGCGUUGUUGGACCGACAUCGACUACUGCGAGAAGAACAGGGUGAGCCUCGCCUACCUGCCAACUCCAGCUGCUUGGGUGCUUCCUUCUCAGUGA
This is a messenger RNA of Miscanthus lutarioriparius, 312 nucleotides long. Lineage: Eukaryota; Viridiplantae; Streptophyta; Magnoliopsida; Poales; Poaceae. The record is from the annotation of a GenBank genome assembly.